Messenger RNA from Penicillium cataractarum, 216 nucleotides. RefSeq lists its product as uncharacterized. NCBI's taxonomy places the organism in Eukaryota, Fungi, Ascomycota, Eurotiomycetes, Eurotiales, Aspergillaceae. The transcript has a single exon. The record is from RefSeq and is a predicted model, not a curated record. Bases 1 to 216 code for a protein of 71 amino acids.
AUGAAACUCUCCAUCUUUACCGUUGGGACCUCCGCCCUUGUCGGCCAGGCCAUGGCUUUCCACGGCAGCAUGGGCGCCUCCCCCUACGUCCGUGACCCAAGUGGAUAUUACCAGUACAUCUACCUGACAGACUACACCACUGGCUCGGAGUGGGCAGGCCGACUUGACGGAGGAUUUGACAAUUGUGUCAAUGGCGUUCAGUGCUGGGUUUCGUGA